Messenger RNA from Pleuronectes platessa (European plaice), 1056 nucleotides. It is a transcript of the gene kera, whose product is annotated as keratocan. Gene Ontology annotation, molecular function: protein binding. The transcript is spliced from 2 exons. The coding region runs from base 1 to 1032 and encodes 343 amino acids. The record is from RefSeq and is a predicted model, not a curated record. Lineage: Eukaryota; Metazoa; Chordata; Actinopteri; Pleuronectiformes; Pleuronectidae.
AUGGCACAUCUCACAAGCCUUCUCUGCAUCUUGUGCCUGGUCGGGUCCGUCAUCGGCCAGGACAUGCCUUACGAGGAAUACAUGGCCCAGAUCCAAGCCUGCCCUAAAGAGUGUCACUGCCCCCGAAACUUUCCGCGUGCUGUCUACUGUGACAACAAAGGCCUGAAGACCAUUCCCCAAAUCCCUACACACACAUGGUAUCUCUACUUGCAGAACAAUUUAAUAGAAGUGCUGUCAGCUGAUGCCCUGCGUAACGCUACACAACUGCGCUGGCUCACCCUAAACCGCAACAAAAUCACAAGUGAAGGAGUGGAAGACGGUGUCCUGAAUGCAAUGUCUCACCUGGCGCACCUGUACAUGGAUGACAACCUCUUGUCUUCAGUGCCAUCGCCCUUGCCAGCCAGUCUGGAGCAUCUACGUCUCUCUCGCAACCGCAUCUCCAAAAUCCCCGCCGGUGUCUUCAUUGGUCUGGAUAAGCUGAGCCUCCUGGACCUCCAGGGCAACAAGUUGAUGGAUGACGCUGUGACGGAGGUGAGCCUGAAGGGUCUAACCAACCUGGUACAGAUCAACCUGGCCAAGAACCAGCUGACGAGCAUGCCUCUUGGCCUACCACCCACCACCACUCAGCUUUUUCUUGAUGGCAACAACAUUGAGAAGAUCCCAGCCGGCUACUUUAAAGGAUUGCCCAAAGUGGCAUUCCUGAGGCUCAACCACAAUAAACUUGAGAGCAGUGGAGUUCCCAAUGAUGUGUUUAAUGUCUCCAGCAUUUUGGAUUUGCAGCUGUCCCACAACCAGCUGACUGAGGUGCCCGUCAUAUCCUCAGGCCUUGAACACCUUCUCCUCGACCACAACAAGAUCAAAAGUGUAAGCGGCUCCAAUAUCUGCCCUGUCUCCAUUGACACUGUUGACGACUCUAUCAAUGAAAGUGUUCCUCGAUUGCGCUACCUCCGGCUGGAUGGCAACGAGAUUAAACCACCAAUUUCGAGGGAUGUCAUCCUCUGCUUCCGUCUCCUGACGUCCAUUGUCAUCUAAGAAAAUGAAACUCAGUGACAUGUC